CCUAGGGUUUCUCUGUACAGAUCAAUUCUUCAUCAGCUCUGAAAAUCAAUGGCGACCGGAUUAAUGAAGCUUACCACGUUCGUCUUUCGGUCUUCUCUCGUCCACCGGCAAUGGCACCAGUCCUCGUCAUUUUCUCGUCUCGGUGUUCAGGAAUAUCUCCAGCUGCUUGGUGAACUGAAGCCCGGCAUUGCCGAGCAAUCUGUUGGGUACGUGUGCGAUAGUCCUAAGGCUGCACUUGGAGCUAAUGGUAUGGCUGUUUUAUCUAGACGGCAGGAUGCACGGGGAUCUGGUGUCAACUUUUCAACAUUAGUUGUCACCAGUAGAUGUGAUACAACAGCUGGAGUGCCGUGCUUUGCUAGAUUUAUGUCAUCAAAAUCUUCAGAGCAACGUGGACAAAGCUCAUCUCAGAGCAAAAAAGAAAUAUCAACAGUGGAGGAUCCAUUUGAUGCUCCAACAUAUAAUAUACCAGAGAAGCCUGUUACAUUUGCAGAGGGAGCUUCCUACAGUUUUAUCAUCCUUGCAGGGCUUGGAGUUGCUGCAGCUGCCGGAUAUGCAGUUUUUAAGGAGCUUAUAUUUCAACCAAAAGAGUAUAAGAUCUUUGACAAGGCUCUUAAAAGGAUUCAAGAUGACAGCCAGGUUAAGGUAAGGAUUGGUUCCCCUAUAACUGGCUAUGGCCAAGAAACUAGAAAUCGGGCUGCUCGACAACGUAUCCCUAACAGGGUAUGGACCGAUGAAGAUGGUGUCGAGCGAGUAGAGGUGAAUUUUUAUAUCCGUGGGCCCCAUGGAGGUGGGAAAGUUUAUACUGAGAUGUUCAAGGAUCAAGUGGAGAAGCAGUGGAAGUUCACAUACUUGAUUGUGGAGGUGAAAUCUUCUCCUCCAGUUCAAUUGAUCCUAGAAUCUUAUAUGCCUGCCUGACUUUGGGGCACAACCAAUUCGUUCAAUAUUUUGUAUGCAAUUCUACGCAGUUUUAGAAUCAUCAUCUCAUGUUUAUAAUAUUUCUCCUUCCUCUUCCCACAUUUUAAACUGUCAAUUUGGUUAGGCCAACUUUUUCAAGUUCAUUAUUUAUGAUUUCCUCC
Messenger RNA from Cucurbita pepo subsp. pepo (vegetable marrow), 1076 nucleotides. NCBI's taxonomy places the organism in Eukaryota, Viridiplantae, Streptophyta, Magnoliopsida, Cucurbitales, Cucurbitaceae. The record is from RefSeq and is a predicted model, not a curated record.